Molecule: messenger RNA, 1547 nt
Organism: Neopsephotus bourkii (Bourke's parrot)
Lineage: Eukaryota; Metazoa; Chordata; Aves; Psittaciformes; Psittacidae
Gene: CTLA4
Product: cytotoxic T-lymphocyte associated protein 4
Exons: 4
Coding region: 418-1221 (267 amino acids)
Biological process (GO): negative regulation of regulatory T cell differentiation; T cell receptor signaling pathway; immune response
Cellular component (GO): membrane; external side of plasma membrane
Source: RefSeq, a predicted model, not a curated record
CCUGCGGCGCCGAGCUGCUGGGGCUGCGGGGCCGACGGGGGAGAGGCCCGGGCCCGGGCCGAGUCUUCCCGCUCACCUCUGCCCGGCUGCUGCAGGCUGCAGCCGCACUGGGCAGGUCCGCUCCUGCCUCUCCCCCUGCCAGGCCGCUGGAGGAGGCAAUGAACUGCUCCACCGCAGCAAAGGUCUUUGCAGCCUCACAGCGCACAACUUGCCUCGCACACCCCUUCCCCGAAGGGCCAUGCAUAGCUGAGGCCACAUCCUGACUGAUCCACACGCUGAUCCACAAUCCUUCUGCCAACAGCAGAUGGGGGACAGGAGGAAGCAGACAGGAAAGGUGACAGAUCCAGCCCUGAGAGUUCCAGUUUGUCUUUAAGUUGGAAGGCAUCAGCCACCUUCAGCCUCUGUCCCAGCACAGGAAUGCUCUCAAUAUUGGUCACCGUGGGCUUUCUCUGCAGAGCCACUGCCAUUGUCCAAGAAAUGGAAGUGACUCAGCCAGCAAUGGUGCUGGCCAACAGGCAAGGAGUUGCCAACUUGGUGUGUAAAUACAAGCAUAUUGGGAAUGCAAAGGAAAUUCGAGUGACUCUGCUUAAACAGACAGGUGACCAGUUCACUGAAAUUUGUGCUUCAACCUACACAUCGGAGUUAAAAACCCUCAGUGUGGAAGAGGUCAUUCAGUGCCGUGUUAGCCCUAGCCAAAACAAUGUGACCCUCACCCUCAGUGGCCUGCAAGCUAAUGAUACUGGUCUUUACAUCUGCAAGAUGGAAAGGAUGUACCCUCCACCCUAUUUUAUGAACAAGGGAAACGGAACUCAUCUCUAUGUCACUGAUCCAGAACCUUGUCCAGACACAGCCAUGUAUCUAUGGGUAUUAGGAGCGACUGCCUCAGGACUUUUUCUUUACAGUAUCAUCAUCUCAGCCAUUCUCAUGGGCAAACUGGUAAGUCCAUCAACUCAGGCCCGUCCUGCUAAUAACACCCCUUUGUGUGAUGGGGAUAAGGAGAAAGAAAAGAGAACAGGGAAGAACACUGGGAACAAAUGCCCUGGGAUUCUCCUUUUUACUGAUGCAAUCAAUGCUGUCACAAUUAUGCAAAUUGAGACAACUUGCUGGAGCUGCCAUUUAGAUUUGUUUAUGGCUCAUUUGUGUUGCCAGAGUACCAGAAAGCAGUCAGCUCAGGUCAGCAGGACUGACCCUUGGCAGGAGCACCCUCAAAGGGCUAAAUGAAUGGCAGGAAUUUGCUUUUUGCUAAAUGGCCCCUGUAACUCCUGAUUCUCCCUCAAAUGGUCUCAGUGGGUCUUCUACAAAGAGGGGUGGAAGGAAAAGGUGUCUAAAAUACCUUCUGCUCAGGACAGGCAUAACAUUCAUCAGUUCUUUCCAAAAUGUGCUGGUCAAUGACUAUGCUGUAAUCACUUUUUUAUUUUACUGUCUUCCUGUAUUUUAUAGAUAAAGAGAAGACGAUGUCUCACUACUGGGGUCUAUGUGAAAAUGCCUUCUGAAAAGCUAGAGAAAAAAGUGAUUCCAUUCCACAUCACUGUUAACUGAAACAAGGA